Protopolystoma xenopodis is the source of this 297-nucleotide messenger RNA. The record is from the annotation of a GenBank genome assembly. Lineage: Eukaryota; Metazoa; Platyhelminthes; Monogenea; Polystomatidea; Polystomatidae.
AUGAGGCAAAGUGACAAAAACAAAGAUGCAUACCGCAAGUGUGGAAUGGCUGCAGAAGACUGGCCGGCCGGCAGGCGCGAGUGUGACAAGGUGGGCCGGCCAAUCGCCCCUUCGGCGGAGUCUGUACUCGCGGAGGGUGGCUGCAUGUGGACGGGAAGAGUAUGUACAACGGUCGAGGUGGAGGAUGGCCUUGUCGACGCUGCGCCAGGACAGGACGGACGAGGUGAUAUGAUGACGGGGGCAGCAGUGAAGUCGCCGCGGCGUGGGGCGCAGAAAGCGAGGAAGCGCUGCCGGUGA